CGGCGCUAUACGAUCUUUGGUCGAACUUCCAUUCGCUAAAACAUCUAUGGCUAGGGUCUAGCCUAGGCCUAGAAACAGAAAAAGAUGAUGAUGGGUUUGGCAGGUACCGAUUAAAUGUGUGUAGCAUCUGCAGUGUCUCCCAUUCAACAUGCUUGAAGGAAUUGGUGUGUUUGGUACAGGCUCCCUAGCACGAAUCACCAUAGCAGCCCUCAAAUCUGUAGGUUUAAAGGUGGUUGCAUUAUGGGGCCCCACUCAAGUGAAAGCCAAGGAAAUUGCGUCAAUGUUUGACAUAACCUUCUACACUGAUAAAAUUGAUGAUGUUUUACUCCAUCAAGAAGUGGACCUUGUGUGUAUUACUAGCCCACCGCAUUUACAUGCCCAAGUCGCCUCGAAGGCAUUGAGCAUCGGCAAACAUGUGUUGUGUGGUAAUCCUGCCGGACUGAACGAGCAUGAUGCUCUGAAAAUGGUAGAAGCGGCCCGUUAUUACCCACUGCUUUCCCUCAUGAGCCAUGGAUUGCGAUUUGUUCCUGCGUUUAUGGAGAUGAAGAAGAGCAUUGAGAAGGGUCAAGUCGGAGAGGUCAAUCUUUGUGAUGUACGAGUAGCUUGCGGUUCAUUAGUUAAGGAGAAGUUCAAUUGGAUGUGUGAUGAGAAUAUGGGAGGGGGUGUGCUGAAUACGAUUGGUUCGCAUAUCAUUGAUAUAAUUACAUUUUUAACAGGUCAAAAAGCUGUCAAAGUUCGAGGUAUGAUGAAGACAUUCGUUACGCAGACCGAAAGAAUAAAUGGAAUACGGCAUAUAACUAGUGAUGAUUUUUGCUGCUUUCAAAUGGAAUUGAGUAAUGGGGGAUGUGCAACAGUCACGCUUAACACACAUGUUCCUGGCCAUUUUUCUCAAGAGGUGCUUAUAGUAGGGUCAAAAGGUCGUCUUAGAGUUGAAGGUGCUGACCUGUAUGGUCAAUUAAGUGGUAGCAAAACAGAAUCCUUGAUGAUUAGCGAUACACUGCGUAUAAACCACCAGCCAGGUGGAAUAACCGGUAGUUCAGAUUUGCCAUUGCCGUAUUUAAAGGGUUUAUUUAAACUGAUUGAUUCUGUCAAAGAGUCGUUUGAGCGCAGUCAAGAGAGGCGGGAUUGGGACCAUGAACCUGUUGCCAUGGCAGCUAAUUUUGAGGAUGCUCUGUAUGUCCAGUAUGUGAUUGAUGCCAUUCGGCAGUCCAGCCAUUCAGGGAAUUGGGAGAGAAUUGUCAUUAAGAACAAGGAAGCAAGUGAAAAUCCAUUCUUACAACCUGGUGGAUUAUGAUAUAAGAUUCUGACUAUAGGUGCUUCAGCGUAUUAAUUGCAGUAUAUGUAUAAGUAUUUACCAACUGUUGUUCCUUCCAAAGAAUUAGAACCAAGAAUCUUGUAUCUCUUUGAUUAUUCUUUCUAAAAUGUGUGUACUGUAAAACACUUUAAGACAUUUUUUUACUAAAAAGGAAAAUGGUUUAAAAUGUAAA
Messenger RNA from Anneissia japonica, 1487 nucleotides. RefSeq names its product glucose-fructose oxidoreductase domain-containing protein 1-like. The coding region runs from base 149 to 1294 and encodes 381 amino acids. Gene Ontology annotation, molecular function: nucleotide binding. The transcript has 2 exons. The record is from RefSeq and is a predicted model, not a curated record. NCBI's taxonomy places the organism in Eukaryota, Metazoa, Echinodermata, Crinoidea, Comatulida, Comatulidae.